CGUAAACCUGGCAAACAUGGCGACCCUCCGAAGAGAGUACGGAGAUUGGAUAUACGACCGUUUUUAACCGAGAAAACAAACUCCUCCUCGCAUGUUACAAUGUGGUGGGGUUAGCCGCGACCACCGCACGCACAGCCUUUUAGACGAUGUUUGCAGAGGCCAGUCUGUCCAUCUGGGGAUGGGGGGGUCUUGGAGUCGUGCUAUUUCUCGUCACCUUUGGGCCCUUUGCCAUAUUCUACCUGGCCUUUUAUAUCUUCUGCUUCGUUGGAGGGGGCUUUGCGGUCACUCUGCUUUAUGGGAAGAUCAACUCAGAGAAACACCUGGAAAGAUGCGAUCAAUCUUAUCUACCACCUACACAGAUUGGUAUAGUGAAGAUAUUGGAUGAGAUGAAGCAGGAGACAAAGCCUAUCAGGAUUGACAGGAGACUGACUGGCUCCAGUUUUAUAGAUGAACCACUACAACAGGUGAUCCAGUUUGCUCUGAGAGAUUAUAUACAGUACUGGUACUAUACUCUAAGCGAGGAUGAGUCUUUCUUAUUGGAGAUCAGACAGACCCUGCAGAAUGCCCUUGUCCAGUUCUCCACACGGUCCAAAGAAGUGGACUGGCAGCCUUACUUCACCACUCGCCUCGUGGACGACUUUGCCACCCAUUUACGUGUCUUUAGAAAAGCCCAGGAUCGUCUCGUUGACAGAGAGGACAAGCAGAGAGACAUCACGGAGGAGCUGGUGGACUCGUUUUUCGAAGCUGAGGUGGAGAUGGAGAGGAAGAUUUGUCGAGACGUAGUGUGCACUUCACACAAAGACGAGGAAGGUUUCCUUCGGGACUUGUGUGAGCUGCUUCUGUAUCUUUUACUACCUCCUGGAGAUUUCCACAACAAGAACAUGAGAUACUUCCUAAGGGAGGUGCUGGCUCGUGGUGUGCUGCUACCCCUCAUCAACCAGCUGAGCGACCCAGACUACAUCAACCAGUUUGUCAUCUGGAUGAUACGGGACGCAAGCUGUAACUAUGAAGCCUUCAUGAACAUCCUAAAGCUGACGGACAAACCUGCCGAGCUGGAGUCCGUCAAGGACAAGGUGGUGGAGGAGCUGCAGUAUCUGCGCUCCCUGGACACCGCUGGAGAUGACAUCAAUGUGAUCAAAAACCAGAUCAACAGUCUUCUGUUUGUGAAGAAGGUGUGCGAGACCAGGAUCCAGAGGCUGCAUUCUGGCAAGGAAGUGGAUGCCUUGAAAUUGGCGGUCAACUUUGGCAAGCUGUGUGUCAUCCCACUGGAUCACAUCCUCGUCCACAACAUAGCACUGCAGUUCUUCAUGGACUUCAUGCAGGCAGCGGGGGCGCAGGCCGAGCUGUUUUUCUGGCUCACCGUGGAAGGCUACAGGGUGACGGCACAGCAGCAGCUGGAGGCCAUGCACGGCUGGCAGAAAGACGGCAAGAAGCAGCCCAGCGCCACCAAGGGGCUGCUCAAGGCUGCUGCGCUGGGCGUCUUCGAACAAUACCUCUCCGACAAGGCGUCUCCCAGGGUGCAAGUGGACGAGGCCUCGGUGAUAAAGCUCGGCGAGAAACUGCAGAAAGAUGAUCCAACGCCAGAGAUAUUUGAUGAGAUCCAGAGAAAGGUGUAUGACAUGAUGCUACGUGACGAGCAUUACUACCCCUCGUUCAAGCAGAGCCCCCUCUACGUCCGCAUGCUAGCAGAGCUCGAUAUGUUAAAAGAGCCCAGUUACCGGGGAUCUGAUGACGGUGAUGGAGAAUCCUUUAAUGGCUCACCCACAGGAAGCAUAAAUCUAUCGUUGGACGACUUGUCCAACUCCUGCCAUGAUGAAACUAUGCACCUACAUGCCUUCAUCUCUGACACAGGGGUUUGCAACGACCAUGGUAAGACCUACGCGCUGUACGCCAUCACUGUGUUCAGACGCAGCCAGGAUGGCAGUGAAGACUGCUGGAAGACUUACCGUCGCUACUCAGACUUCCAUGACUUCCACAUGCGGAUCAUUGAACAGUUUGAGAACCUGGCAUCAAUCCUCAAGCUGCCAGGAAAAAAGACAUUCAACAACAUGGACAGGGACUUCCUAGAGAAGAGGAAAAAAGACCUCAAUGCUUACCUACAGUUGCUGCUGAACCCAGAGAUGGUGAAGGCCUGCCCCACCCUGAUUCCUUAUGUCUACGACUUUCUAGAAAACAAGGCGUACAGCAAGGGCAAAGGAGAAUUUGCACGAAAGAUAGACACAUUUGUGAAUCCUUUGAGGAGCUCCAUGAGGAACGUGUCCAACGCAGUGAAAGCCCUUCCCGACAGUCUGGCUGAAGGUAUGACCAAGGUUUCUGACAACAUGGGUCGCAUGUCAGAGAGACUGGGCCAGGACAUCAAACAGUCCAUAUUGAAGGUGCCUCCACUCCUCCCCAAGUCCCCAAGUGAAAUAGACCCUGAACAUUGUCGAGUCUCCGCCCAGCUUGAUGACAAUGUGGACGAUAACAUUCCGUUGAGGGUCAUGCUGCUGCUCAUGGAUGAAGUGUUUGACUUAAAAGAGAAAAACCAGUGGCUGCGCAGGAACAUUAAGAACCUGCUGCAACAGCUCAUCAGAGCCACAUAUGGAGACACUAUCAACAGGAAAAUUGUGGAUCAUGUGGACUACCUGACCUCACCAGAGCAGGUGGCAGACUAUGUCAAGAAGUUCAGGGAUUCUUACUGGCCCAACGGUAUACUGGCUGAGACGCCGCCGCGUCGGGACAAGAGCAUCCGCAUGAGGACACGAGUUGCCGCCAAGACCAGCCUGCUGGGUAUCAUGCCAGAUGAGCUGAAGCACAUAAUUGGAGCAGACACUACGAGAAAGGGCAUCCUGCGCGUCUUUGACAUGUUCCAGUACCAGCCCAUGAACCGUCGGUUGGUCUACGUUUUCCUGGAAGGCUUCUUGGAGACAAUGUUCCCCCAGUACAAGUUCCCCGAGCUCUUUGUCAAGCUGCACUCCCGCUCACCGCGCAUCCACAGAUACAGCCAGAAACUCAAAUCCUCUUCACUAAAGAGGUGACAGGAAAAGGACAGAGGCAACUGAAGCGAUGAGACACACACAGACUUGAGAGCUGAGCGCGAGGACUUGAAGUGAACACUGAGGUGUGUGUGUGUGUGUGCACACGUGUGAAAUUUUGCCCCACCACUUAGCUCACACACUCUUUGGUGAAAACACUCCUCUAUUAUUCACCUGAUGGUUUCUGUCAAAACAGAACAGACGGAUGAACAAUGGACACUGUCGUCCUCUUGCUCUGUGACACACACAUGCGCAAACACAAAGUCCCAAAUUUGCACCGAGACUGAACAUGGCAGUCUUUUCUUUUAGCUCCUAUAUUUUCUCUCUCUUUUUUUUUGGACUCUUUUUAGUUGUGUUUAGCUUUAUCUUGGGCCAGUCAAUGCUGCUUUCAUGUGAUCCAGAGAGCAGAACACAGAUACUGUAUUGUUUUUAAACUGUAGGAGUCGAUAGCAUAGACCCACACCUUGCCUUACCUCCCUCUGCUUCUGUCUUUUGGCCAUCUCUGAACUGGCCCCUCCUUUAGCUGCAGUCCUGUUCUAAACCUUUGACCUGCGAAAACCUCCACACUCGUAAAACAUGCAACAAUAUUGUUAUCAAAGCAACGAAAUACGUCUAUAUCACUGGGUUGAAGAGGCACUGUUUUUAAAAUGUGACUGAACAAAAAUGGGUGGACAGAUGAAUUAUUAUUUUUUUUAUCUUUAUUGUCAACGUUUAGUUUUUGCCUCAAUGCUUCUCAUGAAUUUCCUUUUUCUUCCCCAAGUGUUGCAUCAUCUGUGCCGCCCACAAUCCUCAAAGAAUAGGCCACACCCCCUUUAAAUGCUACUGUCAUAACCUGUAAUGACCAAAGCUCAUGCUGUUCCCAUGUGUGUGUUUGUGUGUACUGGGCUUGAUGAUGGGAUAUUUGUAAACGUUAUUGUGCUUCAUAGUGAUAAUCAUGUGAAGAGAGGGGGAAAGCAAGUGAAGCUGUGGGAGGCUCAGCUCUGGCUGUCCGAGCGCACUAUCAAAGAAUGUACUCUCUGGUGUAGUCUGUACCUGGCUCGUCAGAGAGAGUGUGAGCCAGAGAACCAGCCUUAAAACUACACACAGUAUGUACUGACCAAGAGAUGCACCCUUCAGGUAGUUCUCCCUCAUAUGACUGAACGUUACAAGGAAAUCGUGAUAAGAGAUAUGGAGGCGUAUCCCUGAUCACUUUUAAUCGGUGAAAUUUAAUUUUGUGCAAUAUUUGUUUUUCUUUAAUGCAUGUGCAUUUUUGAAUAAUUGUAUACUGAAAAAAAAAAUCACAUUGUUUUAAUGGCAAAGAACACAAACAAAGUCGCCCCCCCCCCACAAAUCUCAUCCCAACAACUUAACAUUCCGUUGUUGUAAAAGUACAAUAUUUAUUUUACAGACUUGUUUUAUAAGUCUGAUUGCUUGUUUGUUUGUGGGUGUGUGGGGAGUAUUUUCCACUUACGCCUCACCUUCCCCUUGUGCAGAAUCUGUUCUUGGGUAUGGAUUGAUGCAGUGUCUGGGUGGGGUUUUGUGUCACAGCGUUGUUUUUAACUCCUUGGGAUAAAGCUAGCUCAGAGGCGGCCUCAAAUAACUGCCUCCACCUCACUCGUAGUUGGCGUGAUCACGCAUUCCAGAUUAUUGAGUGGUUAUGUUGUUAUGAAGUGACGGCUGGAGGGGACCGCUGCUCUCCUCCUGUCCGAUAGACUUGCAGGAGAGCUGCAUCCUGUGUCCCGACAGAAUCACUGCUUAAGAGCACUUACCGUAGCAACUGUGUCAGGGCCUCUCCCGUUGGCUGUUCAGAACUUUGUCUGCUGCAGUCACUGGACGGAACUGCCUCAUGUGCUGUGAUUUGCUUACACUGAGCAGCUGUGGUGGACUCUGGUGAGCCUCUCAUACUGGGAGGUGAAUAUUUUGUCCCUACAAUGGAGAUAUCACCUUUAACUUUCUGCACACCUGUCCCUACAGGAAGGCUUGUUUUGGUUUUUUUGUAACCUCACUAUAUAUAUAUGAAUCUAUUAUAAAGAAAAGUGUGCAUAUCUGUGUACAGUAUGUGUUAAUAGUGUGCCUAAAUGUACUGUCAAUUCUAUUUUCAUAUUUUUCUUUAACCUGAAAAAAAAAACCAAUCAGUCAGAAUGUCAUGAUCAUUUAACGCAACUGAAAAUGACUUUAGGGUGUGUUUUUUUGCCUCAUGCUUAUCAAACUCUUCCCUGCGAGCAAUUAUGCUCAAAUCAGUAUAACACUAAUAAAAAUGUAACUCAGACUAACUGAGCCAAAAUG
Solea senegalensis (Senegalese sole) is the source of this 5279-nucleotide messenger RNA. RefSeq names its product sorting nexin 13 (gene snx13). The coding region runs from base 147 to 3017 and encodes 956 amino acids. The record is from RefSeq and is a predicted model, not a curated record. The transcript has 25 exons. Gene Ontology annotation, molecular function: phosphatidylinositol binding. Lineage: Eukaryota; Metazoa; Chordata; Actinopteri; Pleuronectiformes; Soleidae. Gene Ontology annotation, cellular component: early endosome.